UUCAAUCGCUGCCCAGAAAACCGAAACCAGCCCCUUCGGCGGCGACUUUAUUAACUUUUCAUGUUGAAACCCAAAGGCUCUCUCGCGCACGCUGGGGCCAGGGCCAGGGCCAGGGCCAGGGCCAGGAUCUGUGCCCAGUAACUGGGGGAGUUGUCUGUCUGUCUGUCCGUUCCCCACCCCACAUGCCUUGACACCUCCCAGAGGAGCUGGGGAUAGAACCCAGGCGUCCGGGCUCCCAGCCUUUGGAGGGGGAAGAGAAGGCAAAGGAGAUCAGGUAGGUGUGAUGGGGAACCUGUAGGGCGGGAGCAAGGGACUGCGGGUUGGGGUACUGGCAGGGCUAGAAGGGGGUGCAGGUUGGGAGUGAGGGGCACCUGGGGUGUGCAGGUCAGGGAUGAGGGGCACCAGCGGGGCUGCAUUUAUGGCAGGGGUCCUUGGGGAGUUCCUGUGUGCUCUGGGUCCCUGUAAACUCAUGCUGGGGGUUGGGGGGGUUCCUCCCUGCCUGAGCCUGGGCUGUGGGGAGCUUUCUGGCAGGCGGAGGGGUGGGGGAUUCCUGGCCUCCCCCCUCCCUCACUCACCUUCAGGCAGAGGCCGCCCUCAAUGGGAAGCAGCUGGCGGAGAGGGAUGGAGCCUCUGAGGUCUCCCAGGGAGAGGCUGCAGGGCCUGCGCUGCAUUAGCUGUGAGUCAGGCCCCUGACAGAUACACAGCCAGACAGACAGACUCCCCCUCCCCCCGCCCAGGCUCCUACGUGGGGGCUGGGAGCCCUGGACACCUGGGUUCUCUCCCUGCUCUGGGAAGGGUGUGGGGCCUGGUGAGCCUGGGGCCCCGACACCUGGGUUCUUUCCCAGCUGGGGUGGGGGGGCACUCUGGUCACAGCAAGGCCCUGGAUGCACCUUCAGCUCUGGUGGGUUUGCCCCCUCUCCAGUACCCAGGCCUGGCACAGGGUCCCCACUCCUCACACCUGUCACCCUGGCCCCAAGCAGCACAGAUUGACUCCUCUUCCCUGCCUGCGGCCCAAUCCUGCACACUCGUCCAGAAACCUUGCCUGCUCCUGGUGAUAUGCCCUGGCAGGGCAUAGCGGCUGGGGCUAGCAAGGCGGGCUGCAGGUCUUCUGAGUGACAGCCCCAGCUCCAGCCCCCCUGACUGGCUGAAGGCCCCCCAAACACUCCUCACCCCCCAAGUGUGGUAGAUGCUCCAGACCCCCUGGGAGGGGCCCCCUAAGUCAGGCUGACCUUGAGACCCCCAACUUGCUGCUGAGCCCAUGGGGUGCCCAGGCCAGGACUGGCUGGUUGGUGAGGCCCCCAGGGUUGUGGGGGUCCUGAUACAGAGCCCUGGUGCCUGGUAGGACCCGGGGGGGGGGAGCAGAGCCUGGGGGACCCCCAGCCAUCACCUGCCCUGGGGAGAUCAGGAAGAGGCUGCAGCACUCUGCUGGGCCCAAUAUCAGAAGGGACAUGAAUCGGACCAGGGCCCGGGACUUCUGGGAGCAACGUGGUCGAGACCCCCACUAAGCUGGCAGCACCUGCUCCGGUGUGCCUCCCCCCCACCCCUGGAAAGACCUGAAUGACCCCAUGCCUCGUCUCAGCUUCUGUCAUUGCGUUCACUGCGCUGGGAAAGGCUGCCACGGAAGCUGGAUGCCAGAUCCCUUUGUGGACCCUCCACCCCUAGCCCUGCUGGAGGGAACCCAGGCAUCCGGUUCGCAGCUGCUCCGAGUCACAUGUGCCAGGUUCCAGCACCAUGGCAACAGCCAUCACAAACAUCUCCCCAUCCUCAGCAAUCCAGGCAGCCUGGGCAUGGCGGGCACUGCACUGACUCUGGCCCCUGGGCCACAGCCCUUGGUGGGUAUGAAGGGGGGACACUGGCACCACCGGCAAGACUGGCACCUCACCAGCAGUGGUGUGGGGCUGGAGUACCAGCCCCCCCUGCCCUUCCUGCCACCUGCUGCCCAAUCCACCCUGCAUCAGCCCCUACCCCUCGCCUCUGAGCAGUUGUGGAAGGAGGGGGACACCAAGCACCUGGCCACCACCACAGUCCUGUGCCACAACGUGAAAACCCAUGGAGGGGUCCUCAGCCAGCCCCACCACCCCAUCCCCCCACCACACUGGCAGGUGCACUUCAAUAAGGAUCUGCAGGACAAGCUGCAUCUCCAUGCCUGGCGAUUCCCCCUUGCCACAGCCCACCUGGUCAGCGAGAUGCAGGAGUGCUUCCCUGGCUGGCCCAGCCUGGCCCCCAAUGGCGCCCGGCUUCCUGGGGCCCAGGUCCCACGCUUAGUUGACCACCACUGCGAUGGGCCCUCCAAGCAGGUGGUGCCCACUACCCAGAACCCAGCACUGGCUGGGCGCCUCUUCUACCUGCAGGAGGAGGGGGCACUGCACCAGCUUGAGCCCUAUGCCUCUGUCCCUGCCCGUGACUUCCGGCCCUUCUCCCAGUACGGCAUCCCUUGACACAGGGCCCCAGACCCCUGGGUUCCCUGGAGGGGAGCAAGGAGAGGACUGGAGCCUGGGAGGGUGUUUGCCAGGACUCCUACAUCCUGCUUAGGGUGGGCAAGGAGGUAAAAGGGAGUAGGGUAGGAACACCUGCAGAGCAGGGCUAUGAGUGAGGACAGCUGGGUUCUAUAGGGAUGGGGGGGAAACACUCAGGCCCCCAGAGAGGGGGAGUGGGAAUGAGGCCUGGGUUUUAUUUAGAGCAGGGGUUCUCAAUCCCCAUGGACCGGCAAACUGUGGCCCCUCCAGAGCCAGAUGGAGAGACUGUGGCUCCUUCCGCAGGGCCCGCAGUAGUGCAGGGUUUGCCCCCCCCCUCCCCCCAAAAGGGUGGGGAUAUCUUUA
Alligator sinensis (Chinese alligator) is the source of this 2819-nucleotide messenger RNA. RefSeq lists its product as uncharacterized. Lineage: Eukaryota; Metazoa; Chordata; Crocodylia; Alligatoridae. The transcript has 7 exons. The record is from RefSeq and is a predicted model, not a curated record. Bases 1566 to 2438 code for a protein of 290 amino acids.